Molecule: messenger RNA, 2790 nt
Organism: Tyto alba (common barn owl)
Lineage: Eukaryota; Metazoa; Chordata; Aves; Strigiformes; Tytonidae
Gene: ANKRD7
Product: ankyrin repeat domain 7
Exons: 17
Coding region: 1-2790 (929 amino acids)
Molecular function (GO): protein binding
Source: RefSeq, a predicted model, not a curated record
AUGACUUGUUCUUGGAAGUUCUUGGCUGGUGGAGCAGCAGAACAGAAAUUCAGCCCUUGUCCUUGUCCUCCGCCUCACCCUCAUCCUACUCCUCAUCCUGGUCCUCGACCUCCUCCUCCUCAUCCUUGUCGUUCUCCUUGUCCUCACCCUUGUCCUACUCCUUGUCCUCAUCCUCCUCCUCGCCCUCAUCCUACUCCUCGUCCUGGUCUUCAACCUCCCCCUCCUCGUCUAGCCCUUGCCCUUGUCCUCGCCCCAUCCCAGGGCGCAGCAGGGUGCUACCAGUUGCUCCCAGCGGGGCCACGCUGGCGCUGCAGCAUGCUCCGCAGCAUGCAGAGGGUCUUGGGGCUGUUCAUUAAGCAGCGGCAGAAGUUGCCCUCCUGCAGCCCUUCUGGGCAGCCCCGCGCUGCCGCCACCGCCGCCGCUGCCUACAAGCUCCAGGAGAAGGACCUGGGCAGGCUGCACCGCAGGGCUGCCCGUGGUGACCUGACCUGGCUGAGGCGCUGGCGCUGGUGGGUGAAGAGUGUUGGCAUCGACAAGCGAGACAAGGAGAAGCGGACACCUCUGCAUCUCGCUUGUGCAAACGGCCACGUGGAUGUCGUUAGAUUUCUCAUACAAGAGAACUGCCAGCUGAACCUUGCCGACAAUUUCAAGAGAUCACCACUGAUGAAGGCAGUACAGUGCCAGCAAGAAGAAUGUGUGGCUGUUCUGCUAGAGCAUGGUGCUGAUCCAAAUCUGGUAGAUGCUGAUGGCAACACUGCCCUUCACCUGGCUGUCCUAUCUCCUAACACAGCUGUAGCAGGGCUGUUACUUGAGCAUAAUGCCCAUAUGGAUGCUCAGAACCAGGAGGGACAUACCCCCCUUAACCUUGCUGUUUCCAAACAUCAUGAGGAGAUGGUAGAGCUUCUUCAAAAAAAAGGAGCUGACAGGUGUGCUCAAGAUCAGUGUGAAAGUAAGCUACUGCUAGAAGAUAUGGACAGCGUAAAUACAGAAGAAUCUUCUGCAGCUAGUGCAGAAGACAAUGCAUUUCUCUGCAGCUCCUGCCCUGUGAGGACUGCUGACUCAACCUGGGCUGCCCUUGCUCAGGACAGGGCAGUUGCCCUGCCAGCGGGAGAUGCAGCCCAGGAAGAAGGUGCCAGAUCUCCCAGACAUUUCGAGGACAGGAUCACACAGCUGCAGCAGGAGCUUCUCAAUGCUCUUAAAAAGCAAUCUGUGUCAGAGGCUUUACUGGAAACUACUGAGAACUACAACAGUGAGCUGGAGGAAGACAAGCUGCGCCUGCAAAAGGAGUUGGACAGGGUUGAAACUGAAUUGCGGGAGUUGGAAGAACAGCAUCUUCAGUCUGAGCAUCGUGUUCACGACUUGAAGGCCAGCUUAGAUAAUAAGGAAAGAGAAGUCAUAGCUUCUUCCCAGAAACUGCAGGACCUCCUAUUGGCAUCUUCUGGGACUAAUACCACUAUAAAACAACUGGAAGAGCACGUGCAACGCCUCGAAAUUGAAAAUGCCAGACUGGAAGCCACAGUCCAGCAACAGAGCAAUAGGAUUGAAGCCCUUCAGAGAGACCUGCAAGCUUCUGCCUCAGUUUAUAACCGCCUGGAAGACUUGAUAACUGGCUUACGAACAACACAAGCAGCUGCAGAGGACCACCAGCAGCAGAUGCAAAAGCAGAACGUGCUGACUCUGACAUCAAAGGACUUGCAUAGCAUGAGGGAAGAGCAAUUGAAGUCAAGAUCCCACCUUGAAGAGCGUGUUGCUCAGCUUGACAGGGAAAAGGCUGAGCUCUUGAAACAGUGUGAGAAUGGAAGAAAGAAAGUGAAGAAGCUGGUAGAGUUGAAACGCCCAGUCGAACUGCGCCUGGACCAAGAAAUGAAAAGAAACAUCGAACUGCAGAAAGACUGUAAGAGGUUGAAGAGGCUUCUGAGCAGAGCUAUGAAGAAACUAAGGGUAUAUGAGGAGAGAGAGUCCCAGCUUAAUUUGCAGGGAGAAAUGAAGAACAGGUAUUCUGAAAUGGUCAAUGAAGUUGAUAGGUUAAGAACAAAGGUUGGUGAACUUUCCCAGCAGCUGGAGAUAGAGUCAAAAAAAUGCAUGCAGCUAGAAGCACAAAAUCAGGAUUUGCGAGAAGAGUUGUCCACCAUGCGUGGGAACCAUGAAAAACUAGAGAAGAGCAAAUGCCAACUGAAAGAAAAGGUGGCUAACCUCAAAUAUCGUUUGGAGACUAACAUGGUGGAUCACAGCCAAAUAGAACAAUAUAAAAGAGAGAUGGAAGAACGAGCUGACCAAGAAAUAAGACAAAAACUACAAGAAGUGAAUCUGUUUUUGCAGACGCAGGCAGCCUCCCAGGACAGAUUAGAACAAAUCAGAGCCAGUCACCAUGCUUCACUGAGAAGCCAGCUGAAACACAGAAUUAAAGAUCUUGAAUGUGAAUUGGACAGGAUAAAAAAUACCCAACAAGACAGUAUUUUUCAAAAAGAAUCCACGCAGGCAGAAGUGGAAAGGUACAAAGAGCUAUAUCUGGAGGAAGUAAAAAUCAGAAGAGGCCUAGCAAAUAAACUGGAAAAAGCUAAUGAGAGACUAGCAGAAGCCAAUGCUAAGCUCCUUCAGGAGCGCCAUAGAAGCAAAUCUUUAAUCACGAGCAGCAUUGUCAGUGGAGGUCUGGCUGCAAGUCCAGUUCUGUAUUCAACUGAACUGGGACAUCUUGGCAACAGUUUGGCACUGAACAGAAGUCUAAGUCUAGGAGGAAGCUUCCUAAGCCCAACGCAUUAUCAUCAAGAAACAGGGUUGAAGCCUAUGUAG